AUGAAUGCGACAGAAUUCAAACUCGUAGGUGCUACGAGUGCGUGCUUUCGUCCUGAGUCUCGGCUGUCGCCGUCCCCGAGAACGAAGCAGGAUGAGGCAGACGUCAUGGUCACCUUCGUGGUUCGUGGUCAGACGAAAAGUGAACAAGUCCCACGAAAGUCGCUGACAGACGAGGCGAGGUCUCUCCAGUUUUGUGCUGUGCUCAGCUGCCUGGGAAAGCGGGCCAUGGUGGAGGAACGGCAGGACGACGACAGCUACACACGUGGCGAGCAGGACUCGCAAGGCCGCUUCGUGUUGGAGGGCCCCACUAACGCAAAAGCUUUUGCUUUGCUUGUUGAGUGCGUGCGGCAGGCCGUGCAAAGCGUCUGUGGCGGCUUUGUGCAGAAGCAAACGGGUCACGGUUGUAGAAUUUGUUUUGCAAUUUGGACGCCGCACAGCGGCCGAGCAUCUGGAGCCAUGGUUUCCGGUCUUAUUGUGGGUGCUGCGUUUGCGGGCAUUUACAACUGGGCGUCUGGCGUCUACUCCUACAAUCGGGAUGCUUGGAUGACUGACAUACAGGUCGAGCAAGCUCAUCAUUAUCAAAAGGACAACCUGCAAAUUCAGAUGCAAGCAAUGCGACGAGACGAAGUUAGAGAUCUUGUAAAUUCAGACAUCAACCGGAUCAACAGCUCGCUCUUGGUCGCUACAUUGAUUUUAUCACUGGCAGGAGAGAUGCUCUUCGAAGGUCAGAUUCCAACAGAUUGCCCUCCUUUCGUGCUGAAUGCCUACAUGCUCUGCCUGGGCAGCGCAGUCUUUUAUUUGACCUUGUCCAUUCUGUCUGGAAUCAUCGCCAGCAACACAGCGUACCGAAAAGCCGCAAGGCUUCUCGUUCACUACAUUCGCCCACGGUGGAAGCAGCAUUUUCAACAGCUGCGUCAACGCCAAGCCCAUGAAAACACUGCCUGCUUCGAGUCGAAGCCUGUUGGCGAGAUGAUGCUGCCUCCACUGGCCGGGCGAAUGUGGAGAUCAUUUAGGCGGAAAAAUCCGGACAAGUCUGACAACCUGUCGGCGGCAAGUCCAAGGGCGGUGCCGCAUAGCUUGAGUGACAUGCAUAAGAAGAACGUCGAGCGAUUUUAUUCGUUCGAGGAUAGCUCUCCAGAUACCUCUUCGCGCAAGAACCAGCCAUCUUUCCUCAGGGGAUGCUGUAAAGCCGAAUCGAGGUCGAUGGGAAAGUUCCUGGCGGGUGAGGAUGAGGCCGACUCCGACGACUCGGAGGAGGAUCGGCAAAAUCUCCAAAGAGCCAAGCGGAAGUGGCCUGUGCAAUGGUACGUGAAGUUUUGGCACGAUCCCAACCACGAGUGGCAGAAAUACUGCAGUUGCAUGUUCUUGAGCGUCGCGCGGGGCACCACCAACUUGGUGGAAGCCUGCGGCUAUCUGGCAGUGGGCACACUUUAUGGUGGUUAUGCUGAAGCGUGGGCUUUCUGGGCAGUGCAGAUGCUGUUCUCUGUGAUCAACGUCAUGGUGGUGAGAUUCCUGCUUGGCAAGUUCGAAAGGGAAGCUGCAGACAGUGACUGGCGCGACUGCCUUCUGAAGCCCAAACGCCCCUUCCUUUUGGCCUUCGUGGUGGCUUCGGGCCCUUUGUGGUGUGUCAUCGCAGCUGCGACUUCUUUCGAGAUGCUGGAUCGGUUCCUCAUUCCAACGUGCUACGGCACCCACACAGUGGUGAACAUGUACUUCGUCUGGUGGCUGGAUCACAUGACAGAGAACAUGAAGCCCGUCGCUGGCGAGGAGGAGGAGGAAAGCUCCGAAGAUCAGCUCGAGCUCGGGGGUGUUGGAGUCAGGAACGAGCGUGGUCCCCGGCCUAGAAGACCGAAAGAGAAAGGCGGACUGAGUGGAAUGAUGAUGCUUUGGCUUGGUACGCUGGUCAUUAGCGCAUUUUGGAUGUUCGCCUUGGUCUGGGCUCUCCACGGCGCUUGCUACGGCAUGGAUUUCAGAAACAGCAAGGCUGCAGUUUCGAUGUGGCAAGACGGGCCGCCACUACUUGAGGUAUCGGCAACAGAUAUGGCUUCGCCAAGCCCAUUUUGGAGUCCCCAUGCUUUGGUGUGUCCUCGGAACCAGGUAUUCAUCGCAGACCGAUACCGUGUGUACGAGUUGAAAGACAACAAGUCCACUGUCGUGGUUUACCCUUGUUCAGUAAAUGGGACCAUAGCCGACAUAUCGGCAACUUGCGAUGUGACCCAUUGUUGGCCCAUCAUCCUCGUGCAUGGCACUCCAUCCUUGGUAGUGGACUGCAAAAGUGGAAUCCACAGCCCGCUGCUUCAAUCGAGUGGCGAAGCCCAGCGAAUUGCCACCAGCAGAAAUGCCUCGGCCAGCUCUGGCGCACUUCGAACCCUUGUAGCCACCAUUAGAGACAAGGUCAUAUCCCAGUAUGGCUGGUCUAUGGAGAGGGAUGGAUGGCAGCCGCUGUGGGACAUCCAGGAGUCUGUGGGCGUCUUAGCCCUGGACCUGGUGGACAACCGGCUUUUGAUUUUCUACCGUGGAGGCUUCCUGCAGGCGAAGGACAUCCGGACCGGUGGCAACUGUGGCAGAUGGGCACUGCCCAGCUCAGACAGAAUAAUUGGUGGCGGAUGCGGGAACAAGGAGACGGACAGCAUGCUGCUGCUGGCCAAAUCAAACGAAGGUGCGGCUUCUCAGCUGCUCAGAGCUGAACUACCCUCCAUGCAGGAUUGCAGCCACCCUGGCGGCAACUUGCCCCAAGCGGAUAUGGCGAGGCGAAUACAAGAGUUGGACCUGGAGGCGCGCAUUGAAGCCUGCCGUUACGUUGACUACUACCUGCUGCCUGGCCGCUCCAAGAUGCAACUGACGAAGGAGCUGCUUGCAUCGCUAGUUUGUGAAGUUCCACCGGCCGAGGUUCUUGACUUGGGCCAGCUGGGUCUAUGCCGGUCGGAGAUGAUCAUGGAUCGGAUCCACUUGGUUGGACUCCGCAUCAGGAACUUGCGUCUGGAGAAUUCUCACGUGAAGAAGAUCGAGGUUCACAGGUGUGACCUGCUGGACUGCGACUUCUCCUUCACAGUUACGGCCGGUGAAGUGAAAGUGAGCAGCUCAAGAUUGGAGAACGUCCAGUUCGGCGUUUUUACGAUGAUGGCAUCCGUCGAGGAGUCGCAGCUGGUGCAAUGCAAUCUUCGGGUCGCUGAAGAGCUCUUUGUUGCAGAUUCUGAGCUGGACAGCUGCACCUUCAAAGGCAGUGACGAAGAUAGGAAAGACAGGCAAUUCAUCAGUGCCAUCUUCAACAACUCGGAUCUGCACGGAGUACUUGCCAAGUCCAAGCCAGCAGCUGAUGAUCUCAGAGCCGAGGCAGCGCCCGAGAAGUAUCUGCAGCUAUAUGAUGACAUACUUCUGAACGGAAGUCGGAUCUUUGUGGUCACGCAUCAUCACGGAAACCUCCUCGCGAAAGUUGGGUUGAUCUUCCACCUCAAGGAAUUGAAGGAUGUUUCAGCCGACACGCAUGGACAUUUCAAGUAUGUUGCGGAGCACGAAGUCCGCGGCCGCGUCCGCAUCAUUUCCGUGGCAAACCCCGAAGACUGGACGGAGCCGUCCAGAUACCUCCGAGCUCAGGUGCAGUUGAUGGACCAGGAGCUCCAGCAAGAGACUGUUUCGCCCCCAGGCGAACAGGAGGCCUCGAAUGCCUUGGGCCGCAUCCGUCACAAGCUACAGGAUGCCUUGGCGCUGCAAGGUGAGCUCGAGCAGCAGAAGCCUGAGGAAUUGGGUAGGUUGGCCCGAAGUCUGCGCCUUGCCAGCGUGAUCAGGAAUCCUGGAUUCUGGGACAUGUGCAGCAUGCUGGCCUCUGUUCAAUCCUUCAGGCUCCAGCUGAACGUCCGUCGCCUGCGAGAGAACGUCAAGCGCCUCACCGCGCAGUGGGCGGAGCAAAACCCCGAGGAGUACGAGGCUUUGAAGGUACAACCAGAGGUGCUGCCUGCUCGCAUUCGCCGUGAGGGCAAGCAAGUGGGGGAGCUGCUGCGAGAGGGCACUGCUCAGCUGCAGGGUACCUUCCAGUGCAUCCUGCAAGCUCCGGAUGCCGAAGAGCGUGCAGAAUUGCUGGAAAACGCCGACAUCACCUUACCGUUUGACCGAGUGGUGUGCGAGCGCACGUACUUCCAUGGCCGACUCCUCCGCAUGACCAAAGGUGGCUCCACGAUUAGCCUGAGGCGUGCAAAGCUGCGAACCCUUCCAAGAAUAGAAUGUGAGGGCAAGAUCAUCCUGUGCUUGGAGGACUGCGACUUGCUGGAGUCAUUGACCUUCCACGGGAUGAGGCUGCAGUUGCGCGGUGUCCACUGUGCGAAGCCCUGUGAGUUCCAGGAGGUCGAGUUUGCAACAAAAGUUUGCGACAUCGUCUUUCCAAGGAGCAGCCGGUUUGUGAACGUCCGCUUCAAAGAUGGCCUACAGGCAUGCGUUGCAAGCGCCUGUCGCUUCGAGUAUUGCAACUUGGGCUAUGGUCAAGAUGCGGUAGCAGACUGUUUGCUAACGCAGUGCCAUUUCCAGUCGUGCCACUUCCCUUUCUUGGAAGACUGUUCGCCUGUCGCAAACUUCGCCGGGAGCCAGUUCAUUGCCUGCCGCAUCCAGUGGAGCGGACCUUUCGCACACGAGGAAAGUUUCGUGAUCAAUUCCCACUGGCUUCGCAAAUGGAAUCUGGCCAGUUGCACUGUUUCUGACGGUGCCGCGUAG
Messenger RNA from Symbiodinium sp. CCMP2592, 4701 nucleotides. NCBI's taxonomy places the organism in Eukaryota, Dinophyceae, Suessiales, Symbiodiniaceae. The record is from the annotation of a GenBank genome assembly.